Messenger RNA from Pichia membranifaciens NRRL Y-2026, 2128 nucleotides. RefSeq lists its product as hypothetical. Bases 324 to 2018 code for a protein of 564 amino acids. Gene Ontology annotation, cellular component: membrane. Gene Ontology annotation, molecular function: phosphate transmembrane transporter activity. The transcript has a single exon. Gene Ontology annotation, biological process: transmembrane transport; phosphate ion transport. The record is from RefSeq and is a predicted model, not a curated record. NCBI's taxonomy places the organism in Eukaryota, Fungi, Ascomycota, Pichiomycetes, Pichiales, Pichiaceae.
CGGGAAAUGCGGUGUAGUGGUGGUCUCCGGUGGAAUAUUUUGCAGGUCGCAAGCAGAGCAGACCGGGGGCCAGAGGUGCUGUAUAUAAGCCCUGUGGGCUGCUGUGUGGUGGUAUGUGGUGGAGGUUGGUGGAGGUUGUGCAGUGUUGUAGUCUUGUUGCCUCUGGAUUUGUUCGCCAAAGCAGUCCAGUUUUCCAACCGCCGUUUUCAUUCACACCUCCUCUCGCAGCAGAGCAGAACAGCGCAGAGCAGACCAGAACACCUCUUCUAGUCCGACCGCACCUUUACUAAACCAGACUACAGCAGCACUCACAAAACAUCGCAAUGAGCGGAAAACUGACCAAGGGUGGUAAUGCCGCCUUCCACAACUUCAUCAACGACUUCGCUGACGUCGAGGACCCGCUAGAGAGAAAGAGACUCGCCUUGGAGAAGAUCGACAAUGCCGACUUCAGUUGGUACCACGUCAGAGCCAUCAUGGUGGCCGGUGUCGGUUUCAUGACCGACUCGUACGACAUCUUCGCCAUUAACAUGUCUGUGCCAAUGAUGGCCUACGUCUUCUGGAAGGGCUCCAUCCCAUCCUCCACCCAGACCUUGAUCAAGGUUUCCACCUCCGUCGGUACUGUUAUCGGCCAGGUUGGUUUCGGGUGGCUUGCCGACGUCCUCGGACGUAAGGCUAUCUACGGUAUCGAGUUGAUCAUCAUGAUUGCCGCCACCAUCUUGCAAUGUACCGCCGGCCACUCCUCCGCUGUCAACUUCGCCGCCAUCCUCACCUUCUACAGAAUCAUCAUGGGUAUCGGUAUCGGUGGUGACUAUCCUUUGUCCUCUAUUAUCACUUCUGAAUUUGCCACCACCAAGUGGAGAGGUGCCAUCAUGGGUGCCGUCUUUGCCAACCAGGGUUGGGGUCAAUUGAUGGCCGGUAUCGUUGCCAUUAUCUGUGUUGCCGGCUACAAGAACGAAUUAGACGUUGUUGGUGCCAAGAACUGUGGUCCAGACUGUGUCAAGGCUUGUGACCAGAUGUGGAGAAUUGUCAUUGGUUUCGGUGCUGUCCCAGGUUUACUUGCUCUUUACUUCAGAUUGACCAUCCCAGAAUCCCCAAGAUACACCUUCGACGUCUCCAACGAGAUUGAAAAGGCCACCGCUGACACAGCCAAGUUCACCUCCGGUAAGCUCGGUAACGCAGAAACCGGCGACAUCGACUACCUUGCCCAAACCGAAACCAGAGACCAAGCCCUCAACUACCAACCACCAAAAGCUUCCUGGAACGAUUUCUGGGCCCACUUCCUCCAAUGGAGAUACGGUAAGAUUUUGCUCGGUACCGCUGGUUCUUGGUUCAUGUUGGAUGUUGCUUACUAUGGUCUUGGUUUGAACACUGCCACCAUUUUGAAGACCAUCGGUUACGCAUCCUCCACCAACGUCUACAAGUCCUUGUACAACCAAGCCGCCGGUAACUUGAUCUUGAUCUGUGCCGGAAGUAUCCCAGGUUACUGGUUAUCCGUCGCCACCGUUGAUGUCAUUGGUAGAAAGUUUGUCCAAUUCUGGGGUUUCACCAUCUUGACUGUCUUGUUCUGUAUCAUUGGUUUCGCCUACCACAAGUUGAGCGAGGGUGGUUUGUUUGCUCUUUACAUUCUCUGUCAAUUAUUCCAGAACUUUGGUCCAAACACCACCACCUUCAUUGUCCCAGGUGAGUGUUACCCAACCAGAUACAGAUCCACUGCUCACGGUUUGUCUGCCGCUGCCGGUAAAGUCGGUGCCAUCAUUGCACAAACCUGUAUUGGUACCUUGCAAGACCGUGGCUGUGUUGCCAAGGGCUUGAAGAAGGGAUGUUGGUUGAACCACGUCAUGGAGAUCUUUGCUCUUUUCAUGUUGCUCGGUAUGUUGACCACCCUCUGUAUCCCAGAAACCAAGAGAAAGACCUUGGAAGAAUUGGCCGAAGAAUUGCACGGUGAGGUGGAUAUCACUAAGCAAAGAGUGCACAGCAUCCCAUCCGACGAUGAGGACAAAAUUGCUGACUCCGUCUAAUCGAUAUAUACACAUUUAGUCUCUUGUUCUAUUCUUUCUUUCUUCCUUUCUAAUUAAUUUUACUUCUACUUCGAUCUUAAACGAGCCAUCUCCACCAAUAUGUCCACAGC